AAGCCAAAGAACAAUAACAUUGCGUAUUCUAUUCGUUCUUCUCUAAGAAUCUCUUCUCGUUCCCCAUUUAUGCACCACUCUCUUCUCCACGCAAUGUCCUUACUCACGCGCUUCUUCUCACUCACUCAGUCACCGCCAUGGCACACACUAGCUUAAUAAUGCCGAACCCUAACCACGCUUCCUCUCCUUCUCGAUCACCCUUGUCGAUUCAAUUCUCUUCGAUCCCAACCAUGGACCGCAUUUUCUCCAGUAAGAGUUUCCUUUAUAAUAGGCUUCGAUCUCAGCCUCUCAGCCUUACUGUUCUCAAAUUGGAUGGAUCUACCUUCGAUAUUCAAGUUGAGAAGACAGCAACUAUUGCUGAGCUUAAGGAGGCGGUGAAGGUGGUGUUCAGUCACAUGCCUCAAAAGGGGCCAGGGAAGAUUUCAUGGCCACAUGUUUGGCGGCAGUUUUGCUUAUGCUAUGAUGGACAGAAGCUUGUUAAAGAUGACGAUUACCUGAGAAAUUAUGGCAUCAAGGAUGGUGAUCAGCUUCGUUUCAUCCGCCAUGUCUCAAACUAUUAUGGUGCUCGAAGAAGAAAGCGAUCAAAGAAACGAGUUUUCUAUUUUAAACAGCACAGCAGGUCAUCCUCGCAAGUGAAUAGCUAUCAACCUAAAGAACAUAGUGAUGAUGAUGAAGAAGAAGAAAUUUGUUCCGAUGAGGUAGCCACUGAGGAUAGGAAGAUCGAGUUGUACAAUAAAGUACGAGUUCAUGUUGGAAAGAACAAGUUAACCAGCUUUGUUGCAGAAUUAUUCUCGUACAACAGGCUGCCCAUUGUGCCGAAAACGAGAACUCAAAGUAGGAUAUUCUUCCCCUCAGUGGUUGCCAAAUGUUUACUAGGAAGUUUUAGAAAGAUGAGAAGAGUCAUAAGCUUUCGCAGGAGGGGACACUAUCCUUGGAGGGAUAUCAGAAGACAGUAUUGAUUUGUUGAAUAAAUGUGUUUCUUUACUUCCUAGACAAUACUGCAAACGAAGCCCAAGAUUGUUGGAAAAUUUUUUGUUCAUAAUUAUGCACUUUUGUUUCUUUUUAGUAGUGGUGGCAAUAGUGUCAUCAACUCAUCAUAGAACAACAAAUAUCUAUUUUGUGUUCUUACCUUACCAUUUAGAGUUGAACUAU
Arachis stenosperma is the source of this 1152-nucleotide messenger RNA. RefSeq lists its product as uncharacterized. Gene Ontology annotation, biological process: mRNA splicing, via spliceosome. The record is from RefSeq and is a predicted model, not a curated record. NCBI's taxonomy places the organism in Eukaryota, Viridiplantae, Streptophyta, Magnoliopsida, Fabales, Fabaceae. The coding region runs from base 138 to 959 and encodes 273 amino acids. Gene Ontology annotation, cellular component: U12-type spliceosomal complex. The transcript is spliced from 5 exons. Gene Ontology annotation, molecular function: protein binding.